Messenger RNA from Cooperia oncophora, 540 nucleotides. The record is from the annotation of a GenBank genome assembly. NCBI's taxonomy places the organism in Eukaryota, Metazoa, Nematoda, Chromadorea, Rhabditida, Trichostrongylidae.
AUGUACUCGUAUCGUCGCACAGGAAGUGACAGUGUAGGACGAGUUGAACGGGAACCGGCACCGUAUAAGCCGAGCUAUAGGGCACUCCGAGAGACGGUAGACAACUACCACAGCAACUCCAACAACUACAUCAACUCGAUUAUCUCGUGCCAGUUCCUACGAUCCGUUCGCCGCGGGUGCAACAAGAGUUCCUAUGUCGUCGCCGUUCCGUGCCAGUGGCACGGACCGGAAUACGCGUCUAUAUCGCGGCCGAUGCUAACUCGUGGAAUGUCCAGGACUCUUACCGGAACUGAUUCUGCACCCACUCGGAGCUACUCGAACAGGUAUGGAAGCACUGAACAACUCAAUUAUAAAUCGCCAUACAACACUGUAUCAUCGUCGGGCUACAGUAGCGGCACGUUACCUCGAUCGAAUGCGAAUUUUCCACGAGCUGGAAGUGUCGGAAUCACAAUGAGAGAAAGUCCAAUGAGGGAUACUCGUACUUACCGCGACUACACUCCAACCUCUUCUUACACUUCGAACACAGCAUCAAGGUACUAG